ACACACAUACUGACUCACUGACACACACACAUACACACACUCAGACUCGCGCUUUCGAGCACAUCUACACGCGCUGCCACAGCAGUGCGCUUCAACACGCUUCUGUGCGCAACACCAAUUCCUCUUUUGCCUGGCAGUUUGGACAAAACUUGCUGCCUCCUGGGUAUGACUGAACGACUAACGAGAGCAAGAAGAUAGCAGAACUCUUAAACUCGGAGGGCUGCGGGCGAUUAAGGGAGAAAUCCCUGCGGAAACCUCAAAGCAUCGGAGACCGAUAAGGCAAUGGAGCGCAAUAACGCACGCAAAUCUGAGACGGCGUUAUAACGGAAUACAGUUGAAGACCUCUAAUUUAGUUUUGUUUGAAGAAGAGGAGGCUGAUUUAUGUCCAAGCAUGACUUUUUAUGAAUACAUGAAAUAGAUCAUGUUUUGCACACUCUGCAUUUGCUGUGCGCAAUGGGCUCAACAGAACUGCAUUUGAAUAUGAAAUUCUGAGCAUUAUUUAGACAAAAAGGCUGGUUUUAUAAUAUUUUCUCAGUCUGAGUUUGCCAUUUGUUCUUGAAGAAGAUAACUAGUUGAACACAGCUCACUUCUUCAAGCACAUUUCGGAAAGAUGGAUUUCUGGAUAUCACACCAAGGGAUUGCAUUUAUCUUUUGCUUCGUUCUGAAAGUCAGCGCAAAAGAAAGUGAGACAUGUGGAGGCCACCUGGAUGCCAGCGGAGCCGGCUACAUCACAUCUCCAGGAUACCCUCUGGAAUACCCGCCCCAUCAGAGCUGUCAGUGGGUGAUCAGCGCACCCGAACCCUCACAGCGCAUCGUGCUCAACUUCAACCCCCACUUUGAGCUGGAACGCCUGGACUGCAGGUAUGACUUCAUCGAGAUCCGAGAUGGGAAUUCGGAGUCUGCAGACCUGCUGGGCAAACACUGCAGUAACAUCGCUCCUCCCGCCAUCAUCUCCUCCGGUCCCUUCAUCCACAUCAAGUUUGUGUCUGAUUACGCACACCAGGGUGCCGGUUUCUCCCUGCGCUACGAGAUCUUCAAGACUGGAGCUGAGCAUUGUUUCCGUAAUUUCAGUUCCCCAACCGGAGUGAUCGAGUCUCCGGGUUUCCCUGACAAGUAUCCACAUAAUUUGGAGUGCUCCUUCAUCAUCAUCGCUCCUCCUCAAACCGAGGUCACUCUCACCUUCCAGACCUUCGACCUGGAGAACGACCCUCUGCUGAUGGGGGAAGGAGAGUGCAAAUACGACUGGCUCGAUGUCUGGGACGGCCUGCCGCAAGUGGGACCCUUGAUCGGACGAUACUGUGGCUCGAAGAUCCCUCCAAAGAUCCAGUCCUCCACGGGCCUUCUGUCGCUGUCCUUCCACACUGACAUGGCUGUGGCCAAAGACGGAUUCUCGGCCAGAUAUAACAUGACCCACAAGGAAGUUAGCGACACGUUUCACUGUAGUAAUGCGUUUGGACUGGAGUCUGGGAAGAUCUCUGAUGAUCAGAUUUCGGCCUCCACUUCGUUUUAUGAUGGACGCUGGCAGCCUCGUCAGGCACGUCUGAACAAUGAGGACAACGCCUGGACGCCCGGUGAGGACAGCAACAAGGAGUACAUACAGGUGGAUCUUCAGUUCCUCAAGGUUCUGACCGGCAUCGCUACUCAAGGAGCCAUUUCCAAAGAGACCCAGAAGUCAUACUACGUCACCACCUUCAAGCUGGAAGUUAGCACUAACGGAGAGGACUGGAUGUUUUAUCGGCAUGGCAAAAACCACAAGAUUUUCCAUGCCAACACUGACCCGUCGGAGGUGGUUUUGAAUCGUAUCCCUCAGCCUGUUCUGGCCCGCUUUGUCCGCAUUCGACCACAGACGUGGAACAAUGGCAUUGCACUGCGCUUUGAGCUUUAUGGCUGCCAGAUUACAGAUGCUCCUUGUUCAGAGCUCCAGGGAAUGUUGUCAGGACUCCUCCCGGACUCCCAGAUCUCAGCCUCCUCAAUGCGGGACCUCCACUGGAGCCCUGGAGCGGCUCGUUUGGUGGCCAGUCGAUCAGGAUGGUUUCCCAGUCCUGCUCAGCCUAUAGCUGGAGAAGAGUGGCUCCAGGUAGACCUCGGGACACCCCGGAUGGUGCGUGGAGUGAUAACUCAAGGAGCGCGGAGUGGUGAUGGAGGAACCAGCUCAGAGAACCGGGCUUUCGUACGGAAGUACCGCCUCGCACACAGCCUGAACGGGAAAGACUGGAACUUUGUAAUAGAUAGCAAGACUAGCAUGCCUAAGCUGUUUGAGGGGAACACGAACUACGACACCCCAGAGCUGCGUCGGUUUGAGGAGCUGCCAGCUCAGUUUAUCCGCAUCUAUCCAGAGCGCUGGUCUCCGGCAGGCAUCGGAAUGAGAAUGGAAGUAUUGGGCUGCAACCUGCCAGAAACCUCCACACCAGCGCUGGAGACGAGCAAACCAACACAACCGACCUCAGUAGAGACCAGCACGACACAGAAACCCAGUCCAGUAACCAGCGCUGCCCUGCCGUCUCACAAAGGACUGUGUGAUUUUGAGCAGGGAUGGUGUGGUUGGACCCUCGACCUGGAUUCUGACUUCAGCUGGGUUAUGCACAGCUCCAGCAAAAGCUCUGCCUUGGGUCAAAGUCAUAAUCUCUCCAUGGGCUCAAACAGUUUGGGAAACUACCUGUACAUCGAGGCUAGUCCAGAGACGCAGGGCCAGAAAGCUCGCCUCUUCAGCCCGGGUGUGGAUCCAGACACGGGACCCCUGUGCCUGAUGUUCUCCUACCAGCUGGAGGAUCAGGGCACUCUGAGGGUCCUGCUGCAGAACAAACAGCAGGAGAAGACGCUGCUGUGGUCCCUCAGCGGAGACCAGCAGCCCAUCUGGAGAGAAGGACGUACCAUUAUUCCUCGAUCCCCUGAUGAGUUAAAGGUGGUAAUCGAAGGAUUUUUCGAGGGUACCAAAGGCCACAUAUGGAUUGAUAACAUUCACAUGAGUGGGAACACACCGCUGGAAGAGUGCACUCAGCCGUUCUCCGCGUUUCCUCCGGACAUGAUCGUUAAAAAACCAGAGGUUGGAAAUGGCCGUCUCUUCACCGGGAAGGACCACAUAAAUGCAGGUUUCCAGUUUCCAGAGUGGGGCACGGCUGAGACCCCAUCGGAGCCCCCUGUGACCCAUGUUAUCGAUAAAGACAACUCAUGGCUGUACUCUCUGGACCCUAUUCUCCUGACCAUCAUCGUCAUGAGCUCUCUAGGAGUUCUUCUAGGUGCUGUUUGUGCUGGCCUACUCCUUUACUGCACCUGCUCAUACGGAGGCUUAACGUCUCGCUCUUCCACCACUUUGGAGAACUACAACUUCGAGCUAUACGAUGGGAUUAAGCACAAAGUGAAGCUCAACCAACAGCGCUGCUGCUCCGAGGCUUGAGGAAAACAGAUGGGGUGAUAUCAAGUAUCCUAAAAUGACCUCAAAGUUACCCGAUUUGACUCUUUGAAGAGAGACGAGCCUCAUCUCUUAGUAUUCCUGGAAUGCAUGUCCAUCUCAGCUGGAGAGCUCCUAAACUGAACUUCUCCUGGAGCUUAUUUUCCAAGCAGUGCUUACUCAGCUCUAACGCUGCUGCCAAGGACUUCCUCGUCUUUCACUGGAUUACAUCAAAAAAAGGGGAGCGUUUGGUGCCACAAAGACUGAAACACUUUCCAGGGCUCAGCCUCAAAAAUAAAUGUCGAUACAUAUCAAUGUUCUGCUAUUCCAAAAAGAUAAUAGUAUAUCAGCUUAGAUUUCUAAGAGGUCUAGUUUUGAAAAUGGGAGAUCUGUGGCCGGACCUUCGAGCCAUGAACUUCUGUCCACCGUCAUUCCCCAAAGUACUUUUUGUGGCCUAGGAUAUGGUGCAUUGUUUUAAAAGCUUUGAUGGGUUGGUUUAAUGUUGUUCUAUUUGGGUUAUUUUUAUUUCCUUCGCAGAAAAGUUUGCCAUCAUUAUUGUGUUUACAACACCCGACCAUUUUGUGUUUCUCUUGUAAUUCUGACAGUUUGGAAAUGGAAACGACAGAUAAAAGGUUCUUAUAUUUAGUUUUAGGCAUUAUGUGUUUGGUGGAUUGUGUUCUGAAAAAAAAAGGCACCGCACUUGUCUAAAACAAUUGAGGAUUUUGUCAGUGCAACCUAUGGAUUGCUGUAACCGAGAGACAGCUAACGUUGUGAGCUUUGGUCUAGUAAACAGGCAUUAAGUAAUGUGGGGAAAGGCUGCCGCAUACUGAAGGCAUGGAUUUGAAUUCUCUUACUUCACUCCGGGCCUUAAAGAAUGCUACUGCUGUUGGCUCAAAUAGGUUCAUUUCCGCUGCUUGUAUUUUUUAAAAGCUCUAAAAUCGACACCAUUUUGCUGUGCCAGUCAUUUAUAAUACUGUACAUCUCGGCUUUAGGGUCAAGCAGAUAUUUUUUACACAUCAAAAUGAUUGUUUGAAGUCUGUAAGAGGUCAAACAUUUUAGAUUUGGAUUGAUUUGAAGGAUGAAAACAAAAGUGUAUACAGAAAUAUUUUAUAUAUUUUUAAAAGUGAAAGCCAAGAUGAGUGUUAUGAAACCUGUCAAUGGUGGAAAAUAUUAAUUCAUAUAUAUAUUAAAACAUUUUGUUCUUUUAGGUUACAGUUUUUGCAAACGGGUUAGGACCUAACACUGAGCCUUGAGGAACACCAAUACUUUAAAAUGCAACACCUUUCCUCUGUUUAUUUCCCUGAUCUUUCCCUUUUCAGAUUUUUUUUGUUUCCAUGCUAAGGCUUUAUGUUAACAGGAGACAGGUUGGUUGUAAAUCUGCUCCCCUGUGGUUUUCAAAGACUGAAAAAAAGGCGGAAGACAGAUGCCGUAAAUCUUUACCUACUUGCUCAGAUGGGAUUCCUCAGCCUCAUGCUCAAAAACACAAUGGAGUCGGUGGAAGUAAAUGCACCCAAAGCACACUACACCUCUGCAGAAUAAGACACACGAUGAGAGUCUGGGAUCUCCGAUAAAGAGUUUUAAGGCACUGGUAGGCAAGCUUAGAUAUUUCUACUGAACCCUGCUUGAUCCACACAUGUACUUCUUGAAGAGUCUUGCUACUGGACCCCUGGACAUUUGCAAGUGCCUUGGAGCUACUCUGUUCCAGCCUCGGCUUUGGACCUGAAAAAGACUUCUUUGGAGCGUUUGUCUGUCUUAAACACUCGAUAUACUUGAGAAAUCACAGCACUGGGUUAAAUCCCAGUCUCUCUUUGGACACUUUGUACAGGAAAUGUGCUUUUUAUGAUGAUGAUUAUUGUUAUUAUGAUUAUUUAAUAAAGGAUUGUUAACAUA
This is a messenger RNA of Danio rerio (zebrafish), 5278 nucleotides long. It is a transcript of the gene nrp2a, whose product is annotated as neuropilin 2a. The record is from RefSeq and is marked provisional. Gene Ontology annotation, cellular component: membrane; plasma membrane; axon. NCBI's taxonomy places the organism in Eukaryota, Metazoa, Chordata, Actinopteri, Cypriniformes, Danionidae. Gene Ontology annotation, molecular function: vascular endothelial growth factor receptor activity; semaphorin receptor activity. Gene Ontology annotation, biological process: axon guidance; vascular endothelial growth factor signaling pathway; semaphorin-plexin signaling pathway.